Hypoxylon trugodes is the source of this 4134-nucleotide messenger RNA. RefSeq names its product P-loop containing nucleoside triphosphate hydrolase protein. The record is from RefSeq and is a predicted model, not a curated record. NCBI's taxonomy places the organism in Eukaryota, Fungi, Ascomycota, Sordariomycetes, Xylariales, Hypoxylaceae. Gene Ontology annotation, molecular function: microtubule binding; GTPase activity; GTP binding. Bases 581 to 3451 code for a protein of 956 amino acids. Gene Ontology annotation, cellular component: microtubule; membrane; cytoplasm. The transcript is spliced from 7 exons.
UGUGCACAACUACAUCUAGAUACUCUGUACUUAGAUAAGGCAUGUUAGUGUUUUAUGCUUGUGGCAAUGCAUCUGCCUAACAGUUACUAACUUUGCGUCGAGUUUGAAUCGAGUCAAAUUCACCAUAGCGACGCUCUUUCCUAAGCACCAUGCAAGUUUCCAAUACCCUUCCUUCUCCCUCUCGAGGGUUCCUUUCUAUUUUCCCUCUCUUCUCUCUUCUCUCUUUACAACAACCCUCCCAUCUUUCUUCCCAUCUCAAUCUUUUAUCUACCUAUGCUUUAUGCACACCUCUUAUGAGGCAACUAUCUCAACAACUUCUGCCUUACUUUUUGUUCAUUGCCGUGGUCAGCUAUCACUGGAUCUUCUAGCCUAUUCUCUCGCUGGGUUUUAACUCUCCUGGGGCUAGGUAACACUGGACCCUAUUCUAUUACCCAAGCCCAGCUGUUCUCAAUACCUAUUCCAUCUCGUCUCAUCUCAUCUUAUCAUCUUAAUCAUAUCCUUCAUCUGAGUUCUUCCAAUUUAUUUAUCAUUAUUGUAAAUCUCAGCAAGAAUUUCCCAACUGCCUAAAAUACCAUUCAAAAUGGUGCGAACCCGUGAGGGCGUUAAGCAUGAGCGUAAUGGCUCACCUCCGGCGAAUGUGAAGACGGACAUGGGACCACCAUCCACCCCAUCUCGGAGAGGGGGGGUCGCCCCGACUGAGUAUUCGGACAGCCAAUCUAUAGCCCACACCUUCAUUCGGUCUUAUGCUCCGAGCGCUGAAACCGGCCCACGCAAAGAUGAUGACACGGACCUCGUGUUUAUGGAAAUGAGACGCGGGCCUGAUAGCUUCGGGCCUGAUCGACAAAGCUCUCCCAUCUCUCAGAGUGCCGAACACAGUUUCAAUCAAAGAAAUUUCGGUCCGCCCCUAUUUGCCGAUAUAGGGCAGAAGCAGAAGGCUUACAAUGAUACCUUGGGAGACCUUCAAGCCCUAGGCGUAUCUCACGUCAUUGCAUUGCCUGAAUUGGUUCUUGUUGGUGACCAAUCGUCUGGCAAGUCGACCUUGAUGUCGAGCCUGGCCCGUGUCAACCUUCCAAGGAGUGCGGGCGUGUGCACACGCUGCCCGCUCCAUAUUCGCUUGAUCAGCAGUAGGACUGAUCGUUGGUCUUGCACUGUCUCUUUGCAACGUGACUAUGACUUUCAGCCACCCUUUAACCGGAAGCCUAGAACAUCGGAUGUUACCGCAGCAAAACCGUUUCCGCCUUGGGUCAAAUUAUCUCAUCGGGACAUCAAGACGUUCAAAACCAUCUAUGAGCCUUCUGAAAUAGAGGAAGUCCUUCGUUGGGCCCAAAUUGCUAUUUUGAAUCAUCACCGCAACUUCGACCUCUUCAUCCCUGGGGAAGGAGCCAUUGCUAAAAUGACAAGUAUUGAUGAGGCCGCUAGUCAGACAGAAGCCCAGUUCUCGCCGAACAUAGUCGCUUUAGAAAUAAAAGGACCUGGCCUUCCUGAUCUGAGCUUCUAUGAUCUUCCUGGCGUCUUUCAAUCACCAGAGAAAGAAGAAGAUGAAUACAUCGUGAAGGUUGUCAAGAACCUGACCCGCGAGUAUAUUAAGCGAGAGAAGGCAAUCAUCAUGUGGGCUCUCCCCAUGAAUGUUGACAUGGAGAAUUCUAUCUCUUUGCCUAUCAUACGCGAGGCAAAAGCCGCCAACCGGACUAUCGGUGUCAUGACCAAAGCAGACCAGCUCCCCCGUCAGAACGUCCCAAACUGGCUUGCUAAGUUCCAGGACCCCAAGAAAUUUGUUGGCCAUGGUUUCUUUGCCACUUCGCGACCCCCAGACCAAGCUCUCGAGGAUGCGACAAGAUAUGAAGCACUAUUCUUUGAUAGGAAGAGUGCUGGUUUCGAAACGUGGCCGGAAGAGUUCGCUCCAUUUGCAGAUCGUUGCGGAGUGGAAGUCCUACUCGAGUAUCUCUCCUGUAAGCUUGAAGAAGCCUUUACUGAUUGCCUGCCAUCAAUCAAGAAUAUGGUCCACAAGCACCUCACGGCGGUCGACAAGGAACUAAAGUCACUCCCAGAACUUCCUUCCAAUGUAGAGCACGAGGUCAAGAAGAGCCUAAUAAAAUUCCUGUCUCAAGUGAAGAUAGCCAUGGGAAACACAGCGUUUUCUUCCCAGUGGAAUACUUUGAACAGCCAGUUCCAAGAAUGCAUUUUCAAGGUGAAACCGACAUGCAAAGUCAAGGACUCGGAUCUUCAAACAAUCGACAUAUCCGGUGGUGACUCGGAAGCUACAAUAGGCUCACCCGCAAAAUCCCCCCAAAAGAGACCACGUCCAAGUGAUGCAACCGUCCGAAAUGCCUUCGCGCCUGCGAAACGGCCGCGACAAGAACUCCCCACCACGCCAGUAAAGCAUGAGGACGGCCAGACGAGCGAUAUGUCUCGCGCCUCGUCCGUAACUGCCGCUGUAGAACCCAACUUGCUGAAAUCCAAGCUACCGAACCCGUUCUCCCGAUUUUUCAAUCUUGGUCGGUGCGCUAUGGAUAUUCGGGACAUCCGUAAUAAGAUUCUGAGGAACAAGAAGCCAGGUAUGCCGCGAGACCUAGUCCCAAUCGAGGUCCGUGAGACUUUAUGCAUGAACGCGGUCAAGAAAUGGGAACCAAUAUUGGAGACUUACAUUUCCAAGACGUCGGAACUUCUGGUGGAGACUACCAAGGAUGCUCUCGAGGAGUCUCUUGGUCUAUUGCGGCGUCGUCUGAUCUUUAGGAGAUGCCAAAGCCAUUUGGAUCGAUUCAUCGCCAGAGAAGUAGCCGCACAGGAAGCCCAUCUCACAGAUAUGUUUAAUUCCGAGACGUAUCAACUCUAUAUGAUGAACGACGACGCAUUCCACCGCUACAAGGCGCAAGAAAUGGAACAGCUUAAACGUGUGCGAACGAUCAUUCGCCUAAAAGCCUCGACUUUCCUCGACUGGGAGUAUCCCGUUAAACGAUUGGAGGAAAUGCCUGAAGAGGAGAAGAUCAAGGAACGGAAGAUGCUUGAUACCCACUCGGUUAGACUACAGAAGGACCCUUAUGAUACCGAGAUAGAAGUUGCGGGAUUCGUCCGCGGCUACUAUAUGAUGGCCGCAGCGCGUUUUGUGGAGGGAGCGACAAUGAGUGUAAACUCAAACCUCUUACGAACACUAAGAGAGGACCAACUCGACAUGUCAAUUGAGGAGGAAUUCCACAUUUACGACAAUGGUGUUGAACCAGAAAUGUACACCGAGUUAAUGGAGGAAGAUAAACAAACUGCCACGCGAAGGGCUCAACUAAGGGAAGAGAAACUUAGGUUGAAGAAAGCGAUGUAUAGCAUCAACAGCCUUGAGGACGUAUCUCGUGCCGAGAAAAUUUCCAACGACGAAGACCCCGACCGUUCGCAAAAGACUAUCGAAAACACGGAGGACGAAGUGUGUGUGAUGGAUCUAGUGGAUGAGGACACGGCAUGAUAGCGUCACAUUGCUUACCUACUUAGGUACCUAUCUAACGUAGGUAUUUAUGCUUAACGCUGGCUGAGAUAGAGGGCAUCACUACGUUCUUUUUGUUAUAUCCCGUCGUUCAUUCACUCCCCUGGUAUGAUUACUGGCUUGGUUACUAGGGAUCAGGUGGUAGGGAAAAUUGGAACUAGGGUCGUCGGAAUGGGUUGGUUUACUAGUGUGUAGCAAUUUGCUAAGUCUCACCGUAAGACUAACAAAAGGAAUAUGAUGCCAGUAACAUAGACUUGGUGUUAAAGUGAUGAUGUGGAAUAGUGCCAUGAAGGUGAAGAAAUCUUACUUAGCUCCCUACCUAGGUAUCUAGGUACCCCACCAGCCUACCUUUGCAUCUAACAUAACAUGAAGUCUUACUUGCCUAGGUACAUUUGGUUUUGUCCAAGUAACUCCUGCUGUGCAACCCAACGGCCAAGGUUACUCUUUGCCUUCAUUAGAGAGCACAGAAGUCGCGCACAACCCCAAUUGCAUCCAAUUGCAUCCAUGAGAGCGGGCAUCGAGCUCCUCCCGAGUCAAUAAGUACCUACCUACUGGCGAGUAACGCUCAGAAAUUUAUACCGGAUGGUGAAGGAGGGGCUACAUUACCUACCUAGCUAUAUAACGUAUAGCCAUUAAUUACAAAAGAGUAAAAACAAAUGGUGGUG